AUGGAGACUGAUUGCAAUCCAAUGGAGUUGCCCAAUAAUACAGGGUUUGAAGAGGAUUCUGAUUAUAGAGACUUUGAAGGAACAGAUGUGAAGGAUAUGAGACUAGAAGCUGAAGCUGUUGUGAAUGAUGUUCUGUUCGCUGUCAGCAACAUGUUUGUCUCAAAAACCCUUCCCUGUGCAGAGGAUGUGGCCUAUAUCAACGUGGAAACCAGGGAGAGGAACAGAUACUGCCUGGAGCUCAGUGAAGCAGGACUCAGGGUAGUAGCUUAUGAUUUUGAUCAGACUGAUGACAGAUUGCAAACUCCAUACCACGAAACUGUCUAUUCCUUACUGGACUCUCUCAGCCCUGCGUAUCGAGAGGUGUUUGGAAAUGCUUUACUACAAAGACUGGAAGCUUUGAAGAAAGAAAGUCAGUCUUGAUUUACCCAGAUAUGAGGAAGGUUUAGUGCCAGAAGGAAUUCUUAGUAUGAAGCACUUCCUAACAAACAUCUUAAGCUUCGUUUCUUGCAUUAAUGCCUAAUUCUUGCAUUAUUAUACAACAUUUAUAUGUUAUAACAAGGAUAUUAUAUAACAUUUUGCUACUGUGGAUUUGCGUAUAUCACAAAGCUAUUAAAAGCCACUUUGAUAAAUAACAAAAUUUUCUAAAUUUCACUUUCUUUUUGUUGUAAGUGAGCCAAGUAAGUUGCUUCUUACGAUGUUUAAAAACUUCGGUCUCUUUUCAAAGUGUUCCUAUUCAAAACU
Molecule: messenger RNA, 741 nt
Organism: Acanthisitta chloris (rifleman)
Lineage: Eukaryota; Metazoa; Chordata; Aves; Passeriformes; Acanthisittidae
Gene: GSKIP
Product: GSK3B interacting protein
Exons: 2
Coding region: 1-420 (139 amino acids)
Biological process (GO): regulation of canonical Wnt signaling pathway
Cellular component (GO): cytoplasm
Molecular function (GO): kinase regulator activity; protein kinase A binding
Source: RefSeq, a predicted model, not a curated record